This is a messenger RNA of Lates calcarifer (barramundi perch), 2413 nucleotides long. It is a transcript of the gene nherf4b, whose product is annotated as NHERF family PDZ scaffold protein 4b. Gene Ontology annotation, molecular function: signaling receptor binding; protein-membrane adaptor activity. Gene Ontology annotation, biological process: protein localization to plasma membrane. The record is from RefSeq and is a predicted model, not a curated record. The coding region runs from base 286 to 1725 and encodes 479 amino acids. Gene Ontology annotation, cellular component: apical plasma membrane. The transcript is spliced from 12 exons. NCBI's taxonomy places the organism in Eukaryota, Metazoa, Chordata, Actinopteri, Centropomidae.
GGGACUCCCAUUCUUACAUCUCCCUCUGCAGUUGAGUGCUGACCUGAUGGGAAAGAGACACAACAUGACAUCAAGUACAGAGAGGCCAAAGACUAACGAUAAUCACUCACAGUCAAACCCUGUUUUAUGGUGCCUGAUAGUCACAGUCAGCAGAUAUAUCAUCCAAGCCUCAAACACCGCUUCACACUUUAACCACGCAGAAGUUCACAGAGCUGUUUGGUGGAAGUCAUAGGGUUGACAGAGAAAUUUACAUUUAAUCCUAAAGAGGGAAUAGACAACCCAGUCAUGGUCAUCACAGACGACGCAGACUCUGUGCCAACACCCAGCCCACGUCUGUGUGUUCUUAAACGAGAGGAAGGGGAGUCGUAUGGCUUUCAUCUGCGAGUGGAGAGGGGGCGCCAGGGUCACAUAAUCAGAAAUGUGGUGUUAGGGGGAGUGGCAGGGUGCAGUGGCCUUCAAGAUGGAGACAGGCUUCUGGAAGUCAACAGCUGCUAUGUUGAUGAUAUUCCUCACCCUGAGGUGGCCAGGAAGAUAAAGCUAAGUGGAAACCAGUUAUGUUUAUUAGUGCUGGAUGGGGAAGCGUAUGAGCUGGCUGUGUCACAAGGCGAAGACCUAAGAGGUCUGGCCAGAGCACACAAGGACAAGGGCUGUAAACCCCCCAGACUCUGCCACAUCACCAGGGAUCCUGUCUCAGGUCUAGGCAUCAACUUCACACCUGUGGAAGGAGAGAAAGGUCACUUCUCUGUGAGCCUGGUGACAGGUGGUGCAGCUGAAAAGGCAGGAGUGUGUAAGGGAGAUCGCCUGGUGUGGAUGAACGGAGCAACAGUGUCUGACCUCACACACUCUGCACUCAGCAGGAUGAUGAAAAAAUGUGGCAACCACAUCACCAUCCUAGUGAUUGACCGUGAGAGUGAGAAGAACUACAUGCGACAGAGGAUGCCUAUCCUACCCACCAUGGCUGUUCCACAUAAGCUGCCUUACAGGGCCAGAAAACUCCACCUAGUCUCUGGGCCUGAUGGCUACGGCUUUCUCCUUCGGCUGGAGAAGGCGCCAUCAGGACGUACAUUUCAUAUCCUGCGUGAGAUGGACAGAGGCAGUCCAGCAGAAAGGGCAGGUAUGCGUGAUGGAGAGCUGCUGCUAGAGAUCAAUGGAGAGUCAGUGGAGACACUGAAGCACGAAGAGAUUGUGGACAGAGUGAGACAGAGUGGACAACAAGUUUCCCUCACCACCAUCACUUCCCAGGGGCUGGAGUUUUACACCCAGUUGGGACUAUCACCUCUUCUCUUCUGUGAGGAUGAUGCAGCUGAGAAAGAAAAGGAGGGCAGUGUGCCAGCCUCUGAAGCAGAGAAGUCAACACAUAAAGAAAUUGAUGGCUUGGGCAAGCCCAGACUUUGUUCUCUCCGAAAAGGCCCUCUAGGGUUUGGAUUUAAUCUGGGUUGUGUCCCACAGUGUCCUGGGACCUUCAUCAGCCAGGUGGCUUUUGGAGGCUCUGGGCAGAGUGCAGGGCUACUUGUGGGUGAUGUGGUGAUUGAAGUCAAUGGACAAAAUGUGGAGGAGAAAUAUUUGGAAGAUGUGAUUAUGCUUGUGAAGGAAGGAGGACACUUUCUUUCAUUAUCAGUCAUGGAUAAGACCAGCUAUACCAAGAUGAAACAGGCUAUCACACCAACCAGAGAUAUCUCUGACAGUGAGCAGGAGGAAGAAGACUAUGAAAUAUCAUCUUUGUGAGCAACAAAGAUGAAUAAUUCUGAAGACAUUCUCCCAUACCACAUCUACUGAGGAGACUUUAACUGAGCUGAACAAGAAAAACUAAUAUUAUUAUCAUAUUAGCUAAGAUUGCCUCAAUCUAAUCCCAGGGUUUCAUGAAGGAAUCCAAAGAUGAAACAGAUAAAAUAAGAUAAAUGAAACUGUAACAGUGUCAAUUGUACAAACCACAAAGAAAUUUUGUGAUGUGUAUUUAUGUAUGAUACAGAAAUACCUUUUAGUUCAAUAUUAUAUAGCACAUCUAAAGAUAUUGAAUGUUUAGUCUUAGCCAAUAUCUGCCACAUGUGAUCUCAAUCAGAUAAAUUACAGAAUAAAUAAAAUGCUCCACAAUUUAAAAGACCACAAUCUCCAUAAAAUAAAUCUCUUAUUGCACUGAGAUUAAUGGAAACCAGUGGUUGCAUGUAAGCAGAGAAAAUUUCUAAAAAUUAAAAAAAAAAAAAAAAAAAAAAAAAAAAAAAUUACUAUGCUUUAGAAAAUGAACAGCAAUAAUGUAACAUGUGGAUGAUAAGUGGGCAAAAACACUGGUAUUGUCCUUUACUAUGUAAAAGAAAAUCUUUGUUAAUUGUACUGUUGUGAGUUGUAGUGGAAGGUUACGUGAGUGUUUAACAUAUUAAUAUAAAUAAAUAAAAAAUAAAUAAAAUGUUUAUUCAAA